AUGAGUUGCGAUAGAGACCCAUCAAUCUCUAAGGCUUACUUGGUUUCUCUUUCUCAGAAUUCUCCUUUGUCGUCCAUUACACAGUCUGAUGGGGUUAAAUUGAUCACAAUGCUGCUCCAUGAUCAGUUUGCACAGAACCAUUCAUCUAAUCAGAGUGGAGGCUCUAACCAAGUGGCUACUUUUGAGCACGAAGAAUCCAUCGAGAGUUUGGAGAAGCAAGAGAUUGUUUUUAAACUGAUAACACGUAUUUUGGAUAAAGUGAAAGUUGAUUUUAAACUCCAUGAUCAGGUGAGUUCCAUGGCAAAGAGACAGCUCCAGUCCAUGCCUGCAUUUCUCAAGUCUAGAAGAGGUGAUUGGAAUGACCAAGACACGGUUCUGAAAACUAGAGUCAAUGCCAAACUGUUUGUUUAUCAAGCUGCAGCUAAAAUGAAAAUAAAGAGUCUUAUGUCCCUUGAAACAGAUGAAAAGACAUCUAAAAGGUUUGUUCUGGAGACUCUUACAUUGCUAUUAGAUGCUGCAGAUGCUUGUUUGACAUCCGUGUGGCGGAAAAUGAAGCCUUGCAAAAAACUGUUCAGUUCUCUGCUUUCUGGGGUUGCAAAGAUGGCAGCAGAAAAUAGAGAACAGCCAUCACCAUGUGCGCUGUUUAUCCGACUUAAACCACUGGUACUAGCUGUCUGCGCACAGCCUGAGACUUGGGUGAGAAAUCAGGGGAAUAUGUUUGAGAGCAUAUUCAAAGCAAGUUGUGAGAUUAUUGAAUCUGCUUGGGCCAAGGAUCGAGCUUCAGUGGAAACCUUCAUUGUGGGGUUUARUUCAAGUAUUCGUGACAGAAACGAUUAUGAAGAGCAGGUCGAGAGAGAGAAGCAAGUUUCUGCUCUACAGCUGAAUAUAAUACAGCUGCUUGCUGAUAUCACCAUUGCUGUUAAAAAGCCUGAAGUAGCGGACAUGAUUUUCCCAUUUUUUAUUGAAAGGCUAGAAGAGGGUGAUCCUUCAACUCCUAGCUCUUUGCGACUCCAACUUCUCGAUGCUGUAUCACGGAUAGCAACAUUAGGAUUUGAGAAGUCCUACCGUGAGACGGUAGUUCUGAUGACUAGAAGUUACUUGAGCAUAAUAUCGAGGGUAGGAUCUGUGGAAAGCAAAACACCAACACUGCAUUCCAUAACUGAGCACAUAGAGACUCUUUCUGUGGGAUUUCUUACAAUUGCUAGUGGUCUUAUUAACACAAAACUGCGUGCAGACUAUCGCCGUCGGCUGCUUUGGUUAUGUUCGGAUGUAGGCCUGGCUUCUGAGUCCAAAAGUGAAAGGAGCGGUGCAGACCUUUUAGGUCCUCUUCUUCCUGCUGUUGCAGAAAUAUGUUCGGAUUUCGAUCCUACUUCAAAUCUGGAACCAUCACUUCUAAAAUUAUUUCGCAAUCUAUGGUUCUAUAUAGCUCUUUUUGGCUUAGCACCUUCUAUUCUGAAAACGCCGCGUCCGGAAGUGAAGGCGACCUCUAAAUCAGUGAACAAUGCUGGAAGAAUUAGUACAUUCGCUCUACAAGCUGUAGAAGGGCCUUACAUGUGGAACACUCAGUGGGCUCUGGCUGUUCAGAGGAUUUCUCAGGGCACUCCUCCCCUUGUCGUCAGUUCUGUAAAAUGGCUCGAAGACGAAUUAGAACUCAAUGCGCUUCAUAAUUCUGAUAGUUUCCGAAGAACUGGGAAUAAGAAAGUAGCUUCAACCCAUAGAAUUGCUCUUUCAACUGCCUUGGGCGGCCGAGUUGACGUUUCAGCAAUGCACACUAUCUCAGGAGCGAAGGCUACCUAUCUUCUUGCAGUAGCUCUUUUGGAGGUCACACGUUUUAUUAGCAAUGGGAGUAUCCUUAAUGGUGGCUCAAGUGUGUCUGCCUCUCGAAGUGCCUUCAGUUUCGUCUUCGAAUACCUGAAAUCUCCGAACCUCACGCCUGCUGUUUCCCAGUGUUUGACAGCAAUUGUACAUAGAGCCUUUGAAGCAGCAGUGUCAUGGCUGGAAGAUCGGAUACCUCUUACUGGGAAAGGUUCUAGUAUUAUAGAUUUGGCAAUGGACACACAUGCAUGUUUCCUCAUAAGGAGUAUGUCACAGAGAGAUGAACACAUACGAGAUAUCUCAGUGAACCUGUUGACUCAGAUCAGGGACAAGUUUCCCCAGGUCCUCUGGAGCUCAUCUUGUCUGGAUAGUUUGUUAUUCUCUGUUCAUGACAAUGCACCUUCAAUGGUCAUCAAUGAUCCUUCUGGGACUGCUGCCGUUCGAUCUUUAUACAAGAAAGUUGUUCGAGAAUGGAUCAUAAUAUCACUUUCAUAUGCUCCAUGCACUAGUCAGGGUUUGCUUCAGGAUAAGCUGUGUAAGGCAAACACAUUGCAGCGAACACAAACUACAACUGAUGUGGUUUCUCUUCUAACUGAGAUAAAGAUUGGAACUGGGAAAAAUGAAAUUUGGUCUGGUAUAAAUGUUCCAGCUGUGAUGGCUGCAGCGUCUGGAGCAAAUUCAAAAGCUUCUGAAGCCUUUAAUUUGGAUGUACUUGGUAUUGGUGUAGUUAAUGCAAUGGUAAAGUGUAACUAUACUGGACAAAUUGCUGGCAUGCUACGAUUGGAGAACAGUAGUGGCAAUGACACAUUGAUUUCCAAUUCUGUGCGGCGCCUUCAACAAUUUGUUAAUACUGCUGAGAAAGGAGGAGAGACUGACAAGUCGCAGUUCCGAGAAACUUGUUCUCAUGCAACUGCAGUACUUCUGUCAAAUCUGCAGGCUGGUGAGCCUAAAACAGAUAUCGAGGGAGUUUCUCGUUUACUUCGUCUCCUUUGUUGGUGUCCAGCUUACAUGUUAACUCUAGAUGCUAUGGAAACUGGAAUAUUCAUUUGGACUUGGUUGGUUUCCGCUGCUCCACAAAUGGGAACUCUUGUCCUUUCGGAGCUUGUUGAUGCAUGGAUAUGGACAAUUGAUGCAAAGCGAGGACUCUUUGCAUCUGCUGCAAAGUUAAGGCCCCAACUUUCUCCUGGAGAACCAGAAGGUCCACCUGAUAGUGACCCUGUUGAUCAAAUAAUCGCUCACAGACUAUGGCUUGGAUUUUUGAUAGAUCGCUUUGAGGUUGUUCGACAUAAUAGUGUGGAGCAACUCUUGUUGUUUGGUCGGCUGUUACAGCGGAGUACAAAUCUUGAAUGGUCCUUUACCCACCACCCGGCAGCGGCUGGUACCUUUUUUUCCUUGAUGCUCCUUGGACUGAAGUUCUGCUCAUGCCAAAGACAAGGCAAUAAGCAUAAAUUAAGACAUGGAGUCCAGCUAUUGGAAGAUCGAAUCUACAGGACUUCGUUAGGCUGGUUUUCUCGUCAGCCAGAGUGGUAUGAUGUAAACAUUCCGAACUUUUGUCAGAGUGAGGCUAAAUCUGUUUCAAUUUUCGCUCAGUUUUUGUCGAACGAUCGAUCAGACAAUUGCCAAUCUGAUUCCAAAGGACGAACUCAUGAAAACGGGAACUUAACUGAUGUGAUUGAUCACUAUCAUCCUGUCUGGGGUGAAAUGGACAACUACGCAUUGGGAAAGGAAAAAAGGAAGCAACUGCUUCUAAUUCUUUGCCAACAUCAAUCUGAUAGGCUUGACGUUUGGGCACAACCUAUUAGUCCAAAGGACAGUCCAUCUUCACGGUUAAAAAUAAGCUCCGGGAAAUGGACCGAACAUACCAAAACUGCCUUUUCAGUGGAUCCAAGGAUUGCGAUAUCGUUAGCAUCACGAUUUCCGACAAAUAUUGCUGUGAAAUCGGAAGUCACUCAGCUAGUUCAGACUCAUAUAGUAGAGCUUCGUACAAUUCCUGAGGCGUUGCCAUAUUUUGUCACGCCUAAAACUGUCGAGGAGAACUCAGUGCUGUUGCAGCAACUGCCACACUGGGAUGCUUGUUCAAUCACUCAGGCUCUUGGGUUCCUCACACCUGCUUAUAAGGGGCAUCCACGUGUCAUGGCAUAUGUCCUAAGAGUUUUUGAGUCCUACCCUCCUGAGCGAGUCACUUUCUUCAUGCCACAAUUAGUCCAGUCUCUGCGCUAUGAUGAACAGAGGCUGGUUGAAGGGUAUCUUCUAAGAGCUGCACAAAGAAGUGACAUAUUUGCUCAUAUCCUCAUUUGGCAUUUAGAGGGUGAGUCUGUUCAGGAAACAGCGAAGGAUGGUGUUUUCGAUAAGAAUACAACUUUCCGGGCAAUUUUGCCUGAGGUUCGACAGCAUAUAAUCGAUGGUUUCACUCCCGUGGCCUUGGACCUGUUCAGGAGAGAGUUUUACUUCUUUGACAAGGUUACAUCUAUUUCUGGGGUAUUAUUUCCUCUUCCAAAAGAACAAUGCAGAGCCGGUAUCAGAAGGGAGUUGGAGAAAAUCAAAGUGCACGGAGAAGAGCUUUAUUUGCCAACUGCUCCUAAUAAGCUUGUCAGGGGUAUUCAGGUAGACAGUGGAAUACCCUUACAAUCAGCUGCUAAAGUCCCUAUAAUGAUAACUUUUAAUGUGGUUGAUCGUGAUGGUGAUCACGAUGAUGUGAAACCUCAAGCUUGUAUUUUCAAGGUAGGAGAUGAUUGUCGUCAAGAUGUUCUUGCUCUUCAAGUGAUAUCUCUACUUAAAGACAUAUUUCAAGCUGCUGGUCUCAAUCUUUAUGUUUUCCCAUAUGGAGUACUACCAACUGGGGCCGGUCGGGGAAUAAUUGAGGUUGUGCCAAAUACACGAAGCAGAAGUCAAAUGGGUGAAUCAACUGAUGGUGGCUUGUACGAGAUCUUUCAACAGGAGUUUGGACCCGUUGGCUCACCCUCCUUUGAAACGGUACGAGCUAAUUUUCUCACCAGCAGUGCUGGUUAUGCUGUGGCGAGUCUUUUACUCCAACCGAAAGACAGGCACAACGGGAAUCUCCUCUUCGACAACACGGGAAGGCUUGUUCACAUUGAUUUCGGUUUCAUUUUUGAAACUUCUCCUGGUGGAAACAUGCGUUUUGAGAGCGCACAUUUCAAACUCAGCCACGAAAUGACACAGUUGCUUGAUCCGUCAGGAGAUAUGAAGAGCGAAACUUGGCAUCAGUUUGUUAGCUUAUGCGUUCGGGGUUACUUGGCUGCUCGCCGGUACAUGGAUGGGAUCAUCCGUACAGUGGAAAUGAUGGAGGAAAGUGGAUUGCCUUGUUUUAGCAGAGGAAAUCCAAUUGAGAAACUUCGCAAAAGAUUUCAUCUCGAGAUGAGUGAGCGUGAAGCCGCAUACUUCAUGAUCCGUAUAUGUACUGAUGCCUACAACAAAUGGACCACGUAUGGGUACGAUUUGAUACAGUAUCUGCAACAAGGCAUUGAGAAGUAA
This is a messenger RNA of Arabis nemorensis, 5307 nucleotides long. The record is from the annotation of a GenBank genome assembly. Lineage: Eukaryota; Viridiplantae; Streptophyta; Magnoliopsida; Brassicales; Brassicaceae.